Molecule: messenger RNA, 3126 nt
Organism: Exserohilum turcica Et28A
Lineage: Eukaryota; Fungi; Ascomycota; Dothideomycetes; Pleosporales; Pleosporaceae
Product: glycoside hydrolase family 36 protein
Exons: 3
Coding region: 1-3126 (1041 amino acids)
Biological process (GO): phospholipid biosynthetic process; lipid droplet organization; carbohydrate catabolic process
Cellular component (GO): endoplasmic reticulum membrane
Molecular function (GO): alpha-galactosidase activity
Source: RefSeq, a predicted model, not a curated record
AUGGCAACACAACGUAAAUCACCAUCGAGCGAGAGCAACGGUGUCUCUCCCGCGGACGAAAAGCCUACCACCAGUAUGCGUAUGCCGACGUCGUCGGCCCGGCAGUCGCCUUUCUUCCCCACGCGCCUCGAGGCCCAACUCAUCGCCAUCUACCCGCUCACGCUCCUGCUCGGCAGUGUAUUCAGCACGCUCUCGCCGUCGACGCGCAAUGCACCCUACUCGGCGAACCUGCAGUCGCACCCAGUCGAGUUUGCGCCGUCGUACUUUGCGCAAAAGAAAAACGUCUUCAAUGUGUACUUUGUCAAGGUCGGGUGGUUCUGGACGACGCUCGCGUUCGGCGUGUUUGUGGGUUUCCACCCGAGUUUCGGGCAGGGUGCCAGCGCGCGCAGAUUGAGGGCGCUGCUGCGAUACGGCGUGGUGACGACGUGGUGGUGCUUCCUGACGCAGUGGUGUUUUGGCCCGCCGCUGAUCGAUCGCGGCUUCAGGUUCACGGGCGGUCAGUGCGAGCUUCUCCGGGAUGCGGACGCGCGGGACGACAUGAGUAGCCCGCGGGAAUACAUCACGGCGGCAACGUGCAAGGCGGUGGGAGGCACGUGGAAGGGCGGCCACGACAUCUCGGGUCAUGUGUUUUUGCUCAUUCUGGGGUCUUCGCUGCUGUGGCUCGAGUUUUUGCCGGCGUUGACGCGCGUAGAGGGGCUAAGGGACGGCAGAUUGAUUACGCUUCCUGAUGGCAAGGUCGCGAGCGUGGCGGUGGAGAAGGAUCUCGCCAAGGCAGAGGGCGAGGCCACGGCUCGAGGCGUCAAGUUCGCGCUUGGUGUUGCGGCCUUGAUGUGGUGGAUGUUGCUUAUGACUGCGGCUUACUUUCACACAUGGUUUGAGAAGUUCACCGGGCUUCUUGUGGCAUUUGCGGGGCUAUGGACCGUCUAUUUCCUUCCUAGAGGCGUGCCGCAGCCGGCUAACGACAAACACGCAGCAAUCACAGCGAGCGGGACAAACUUCACCUUGACUGCCGAUGGCAUGUCAUACCUCUUCCACGUGGAUACGGCGACUGGAGAUCUGAUCUCGGACCAUUUUGGAGGACCAACCACCGACUUCACGCCGCCCGCUUUUGUCGAUCAGCGAGGAUGGGUUACCACACUCGGCGCCUAUCGCCGCGAAUUUCCUGACGUUGGCCGCGGUGACUUCCGCUUGCCUGCGAUCCACAUUGAGCAUGCAGACGGCGACACGGUAACGGCCCUGCGCUACCAGUCGCACGAGAUUUCCCAGGGUAAGCCUACGUUGCCGGGUCUGCCAGCCACUUAUGGAAGUGCGGGCAAUGUUACUACCGUGACGGUCCACCUCUACGACAAUGUCUCGGAUGUCUCGGCUGCGCUGCUGUACUCUGUUUUCCCAAAAUACAAUGCUAUUGCUCGCAGCUUUAGCAUCACAAACAAGGGAAACUCGACCAUUUCGAUUGAGCGAGCGGCGAGUUUCAGCACCGACUUCCCGAAUGUGGAGCUGGAAAUGAUCGAGCCGCAUGGCGAUUGGUCGCAUGAGUUCCAGACGGUGAGGAGGACGGUAGAUUAUGGCGAGACUACAUUCCGGAGUACCACGGGCUACUCGUCGCAUAUCCACAACCCUUUCUUCUCGCUUGUGUCGCCAACUACUACCGAGUCGACGGGAGAAGCAUGGGGAUUCAGCUUGAUUUGGACGGGAAGCUUUGCCGCGACAGCUCAACGCUUCUCCAACGGCUAUGUGCGCAUGCUCAUGGGCCUCAAUCCGCUACACGCCAGUAUUCCUGUAGCGCCGGGUGAGACUUUCCAAUCCCCCGAGGCCGUUGGUGUCUACUCGUCAGAAGGUCUCGGGGGCAUGUCGCGAUCUUUCCAUGACCUCUACCGUAACCAUCUCUCCCGCGCCAAGUUCACGGAUCAAACACGCCCAGUCCUGCUUAAUUCGUGGGAGGGUCUGGGGUUCAAGUUUAACGACACUUCGUUGGUCAAACUCGCUGGUGAAGCCGAAGAGCUUGGUAUUGAGCUUUUUGUCAUGGAUGACGGUUGGUUUGGCGUCGAAUACCCGCGUAACAACGACACUCUUGGUCUUGGUGACUGGACGCCCAACCCAGCAAAGUUCCCCCAGGGUCUCAGGCCAUUCAUCGACAAAGUGACUAGCAUGAAGGUGUUGAACGAGCCAAAGGCCAUGAAGUUCGGCAUCUGGGUUGAGCCAGAAAUGAUCAAUCCUAAUUCGACGCUGUACCACAAGCAUCCUGACUGGGUUCUGCAUGCGGGGAAGCACCAACGCACGCUAACACGCAACCAACUCGUUUUGAAUGUGGGGUUGCCAGAGGUGCAAGAUUUCAUGAUUAGCACCGUCUCUGGUAUCCUUGACUCGGGCAACAUUUCCUACGUCAAGUGGGACAACAACCGUGGCAUGCACGAGCUCUCCCACCCAUCAGACGACUACAAGUACAUGCUUGGACUCUACCGCGUCAUUGACAACCUGACAACGAGCUACCCGGACGUUCUUUUUGAGGGCUGCGCAUCAGGCGGCGGACGCUUCGACCCGGGCCUUCUCCACUACUGGUCUCAGUCUUGGACCUCGGACAACACGGACGCUUCGGACCGGCUGACCAUCCAGAUGGGGACAUCGCUCGUCUACCCCCCUUCAGCAAUGGGCUGCCACAUCUCAGCCGUGCCCAACCAACUGACUGGCCGCAACAUCAGCAUCGUGUACCGCGGGCACGUGGCCAUGAUGUGCGGCUCCUUUGGCCUAGAACUCAACCCAGAGGAGCUCUCACCCGAGGAAUCGGCAGCGCUUCCCUCCAUCAUGGCCGCCGCCAAAGCCGUCAACCCCAUUGUCAUCUCGGGCGCCUUUUACCGGCUCGCGCACCCCGCGCACUCCAACUGGCCCGCCGUGCAAUUCGUGAGUCGCGACCUGACGCAAAGCGCCGUCUUCGCCUUCCAGCAAUCCUACAGAGUCAAGCCUGCGGCCCCGCCGCUCCGCCUGCAGGGCCUCGACCCCAAAGCACGCUACACCAAUAAUUGGGACAAUGCCACGUACAGCGGCGCCACGUACAUGAACCACGGUCUCAAUGUCGCGUGGAAGUCGGGUGAUUACCAGAGUAAGCUCGUUUGGCUCGACAAGGUCUAA